AUGGAGCUAAGCGCAGCCACCCUAGUGCUCUCCCUCCUCUCACUUGCGAUUCUCGUGGGCUUUUUUGGCCGCAAAUCAACACCAAGUCGGCGAGCUCCCGGACCACGGUGUCUGCCUGUUAUCGGGAGCCUCCACCACCUUCUCACGCCGCAGCCACAGGUCGCCCUCCGAGACCUGGCCAAGAAGCAUGGCCCGGUGAUGUACCUCCGGCUGGGCCAGAUCGACGCCCUGGUGGUGUCCUCCCCGGCGGCGGCAAAGGAGGUGCUCCGAGACAAGGAUCUCAAAUUUGCGUCCCGGCCGAGCAUUCUGGUCUCGGAGGUCAUGGGCUACGGACAACGCGACGUCGUCUUCGCGCCAUACGGCGCGUACUGGCGGACGCUGCGCAAGAUCUGCACGGUGGAGCUCCUCAGCGAGCGGAAGGUGAGGCAGUUCGCGCCGGUGAGGGACAGCGAGACCAUGUCCCUCGUUAGGAACGUCCGCGAGGCCGGCCGAGGUGGCAAGCCGUUCAACCUCGGCAGGCUGCUCGUGUCCUGCUCCAACUCGAUAACCGGGAAGACGGCGUUCGGGCAGACGUGCAGCUCCGAGCUGCAGGAUCAGUUUCUCUCGGCGAUAGAUGUGGCGCUCAAGCUCAGCGCGGGGCUCUGCGUCGGGGACCUCUACCCGUCGAUGUGGUUCGUCGAUGUGGUCACCGGGCUGACAGGCCGGCUAUGGCGAGCCCGCCGGCAGCUGGACAAGGUCCUGGACAAGAUCAUCUCUCAGUCCGAGAUACGGCAAGGUGAUCACCUUCUGAGCGUUUUGCUUAGGAUCAGCGACGAGGGGGAGCUUGACUUCCCGAUCGACAUGGACAACGUCAAGGCAAUCGUAAUGGACAUGUUCACGGCCGGGACAGAGACGACAUCGUCAAUCUCCGAGUGGGUCAUGUCGGAGCUCAUGAGGAGCCCGGAGGUGAUGGCCAAGGCGCAGGCGGAGGUGCGACGAACGUUCGACAACAAGAGCCCACAAGACCAUGAGGGACUCGUAGGGGAGCUGCACUACACAAAGAUGGUAAUCAUGGAGAGCAUGAGGCUGAAUCCAGUGGUGCCACUGCUGGUUCCCCAUGUCUGCCGAGAGACCUGCGACGUCGGCGGGUUUGAGGUCACGGAGGGUACCAGGGUGAUGGUAAACACGUGGGCGUUGGGUAGGAACCCCGAGUACUGGCAUGAGCCUGAGGAGUUCAGGCCCGAGAGGUUUGAGGACGGCACUGCGACCUACAAAGGGUCGCGGUUCGAGUACUUGCCGUUCGGAAGCGGGAGGAGGAACUGCCCCGGCGACACCUUUGGGCUGGCCGUGCUGGAGCUCAUGGUGGCACGGCUUCUCUACUACUUUGACUGGAGCCUCCCUGCCGGAGUGAAGCCGGGUGAGCUGGACAUGGAAAUGAUGGUUGCCGCAACCUCAAAGAGAAAGAACCAGCUGCACCUAGUGGCAACACCGUACAAGGCAUGCAGUUUUUAAUUAAAACUUGACUUAUGCACGUUGUAGUAGGGAAUGAUAAUGGUCGAGUGGUGUACACGCGAGCCUAUGGUGUGGAGAUUCUGUGCGGUCUCGCCAGGAAGUCCGCGGAUUUGUAGCUGCAUUUUCAUCGUCAUGGGAUGGCAUGACUAUCAGAUGCUUUACUGUUCCAAUAUAAAAUAAAAUAAAAUAAGUUGUCCAAGGUUGAGU
This is a messenger RNA of Triticum aestivum (bread wheat), 1698 nucleotides long. Its product is annotated as cytochrome P450 99A2. The transcript has 2 exons. Gene Ontology annotation, molecular function: oxidoreductase activity, acting on paired donors, with incorporation or reduction of molecular oxygen; heme binding; iron ion binding. NCBI's taxonomy places the organism in Eukaryota, Viridiplantae, Streptophyta, Magnoliopsida, Poales, Poaceae. The coding region runs from base 1 to 1491 and encodes 496 amino acids. The record is from RefSeq and is a predicted model, not a curated record.